UUUUUUGAGUCAAAUUGAUUUUUGUUCUUCCGUCCACCUAAGGGUAUCUCUGAUAAACCUCAAAAGUCGGGAAUGGAACGACAAACAUCAACAGCAACUUCAAUUCCAACACGCGGAGAGGGAGGCACUACGGGAGACGCUGAAACAAGUAUUAUUCCAGUGCGUGUUCUUCAACAACAAAAAACUAAAAACGGCGGUAGUGGAACAUAUUCUACAGCUGCGGGAAGCAUUGACAAGAAGGGGAGGGGGAAGAAUGGGGAGAUGGAACAGCAAAAAGCUUCAAGGUGGGAAAUGAAAAAUGAAAGGUUAAAUGAGUUAAAAAGGGGUGAAUAGGCAAGGAAAUAAUUAAGAAGAUUAAAAAACGUGAGCAAGCAAGAAGGAGGUGAAUGAGGAAAGGAAAAAGUGAAAUGAGAACGGAGGGAGAGGAAGAGCCAGAAAUAUGAGUAUGUUCCCUUCACACUACCCACGGUUGUUCCCUUCACACUAAC
Molecule: messenger RNA, 488 nt
Organism: Meloidogyne enterolobii
Lineage: Eukaryota; Metazoa; Nematoda; Chromadorea; Rhabditida; Meloidogynidae
Source: the annotation of a GenBank genome assembly